Pantherophis guttatus is the source of this 3105-nucleotide messenger RNA. RefSeq names its product CLN5 lysosomal BMP synthase (gene CLN5). NCBI's taxonomy places the organism in Eukaryota, Metazoa, Chordata, Lepidosauria, Squamata, Colubridae. Gene Ontology annotation, molecular function: hydrolase activity, acting on glycosyl bonds. Gene Ontology annotation, cellular component: lysosomal membrane; lysosome. Gene Ontology annotation, biological process: lysosome organization. The record is from RefSeq and is a predicted model, not a curated record.
GCGCAAAGCUCUGGAGCUGCUGCGCAACCCGGACAGGUUUCAGUCUCCUGCGCGCCAGGGAUGGAGCAGCGGACGAUACCUGGGUUGCUGCCGCUGCUGCUGCUGCUUUUGCUGCCGCCGGCCGGCCGGGCGACGGUGUGCGAGGGCGAGGGCCGUUGGCCGGUUCCCUACAGGCGCUUCGAUCGCCGUCCCCGGCCGGAUCCCUUUUGCCAGGCUCGGUACACCUUCUGCCCCAGCGGCUCUGCCCUUCCGGAGAUGCGGGAGACGGACGUCCUGGCCGUGUAUCGCUUGCAGGCUCCCGUUUGGGAGUUCAAGUACGGAGGGCUUCUGGGCCACCUGAAAAUUAUGCACGAUGCCGUGGGCUUCCGAAGCUCCUUGACUGGGAAGAACUAUACAAUGGAGUGGUACGAGCUGUUCCAGCUUGGCAACUGUACCUUCCCACACCUGCGGCCUGAGAACCCCGCCCCCUUCUGGUGCAACCAGGGUGCGGCCUGUUUCUAUGAAGGGAUUGAUGAUGCCCAUUGGAAGGAAAAUGGCACCCUGGUCCAGGUGACUACAAUUUCAGGAGCUGUAUUCAAUCAAAUGGCAAAAUGGGUGGACUACGACAACAAAACUGGCAUUUACUAUGAAACCUGGAUGGUCAAAAGCAGCCCAGAAAAAAAUUCCCGUGUCUGGUUUGAAGCUUAUGAAUGCUCCAAAUUCGUACUACGGACUUACCAGAAGCUGGCUGAGCUGGGCGCCGUUUUCAAGAAGAUGCAAACAAAUUACACAACCAUUACUCUCUUCAGCGGAGAGCCUGCUUGCCUGGGCAAUGAGACGACGCUCUUUGGACCGCUGGGAAACAAAUCCUUGGCGUUGGCUAUUAGGAAUUUCUACUUGCCCUUCAAACCGUAUCACUCGGUGAAGGAGUUCUUCCUUAACCUAUUGAAGAUACUUGAGGAGGUAGUUCUGGAUCAUCGGUUUUACUUGUUUUAUAAUCUGGAAUAUUGGUUUUUGCCCAUGAAAUACCCUUACAUGAAAAUAGCAUAUGAAGAAAUCCCCUUGCCUAACUCAAAUGCUACUAAAUUCGAUGUGUAAUUCUUGCCUGUUUUAAGCCACUCUUGGUGGGCUGAGUCCCUUUGUAAGAUGGGACCCGUCUCGCCAAAUUCUGGUUUUGUGCGGCGUAAGGAACAGGAUGGUUUUAACUGGGUCUUUAAUUUACCCGUAUUACAGUCUGUUUCAGUGGACUCAAGCUUUGAUGGAUAGCAGUGCGGUAGGAUCACAAGGGUGAAUGGCUGUGGAUGAUUGGAACUGUAAUCUAAUAGAGGUUGGGGAACAUCAGAUUAAGUUGCUAUAAUUGUGCAUUUCUCGAUGAAUGUCUUGAAUGGCACGUUUAUAGAACGCUGGAUGGAUCAAAAACAAAGGUGCCUUGAACCUGUAAGCAAUUUGUCCGACAAAAGUAAGCAAGCACUGAUGAUGUUACCUAGUUUGGUAAUGAAACGUCUGUAAGAAAACCACUAAGGCCAGAGAGCACUGAGGACCCCACAGAAAGUAAGCUAGUAAACCCCUGCAGGAGAAGACUGGAAGAUUGAUCCUAUGCCUGAAUAACUGCAUGUGGUAUUUAGGAAUAUAGAGAAUGGUACACAGGCCUUCCACACUUGAUACUCAGUUGAUCAGCAGUUAUCUGUUUCCCUAGAUGGGUACACAGAGGAUUGUAAACUUUGAUGUAUGUGUAGCCAUACAUCAGUAUUUGGUACGGAUUAAUAACUGCAUUCAGUGUUCCUCCUCCCACAUCCUAAGAACAGAACAGAAUAACAGAGUUGGAAGGGAUCUUAUAGGUCAUCUAGUCCCAUGAUGGUGAACCUAUGGCACGCAUGCCACAGGUGGCACGCGGAGGUGUAUCUGUGGGCACGCGAGCGUUGCCCUAGCUCAGCUCCAGCACGCAUGAUUUUCUGCCUUUCUGGGUCCACCAGAAGUCAGGAAAUGGGCUGUUUCCAGCCUCUAGGGGGCCUUCGGGGAGGUGGGGAAGGCAGUUUUCGCCCUCCCCAGGCUCCUAGAAACCUCUGGAGCCUGGGGAGGGCAAAAAACGGGCCUACCGGGCCCACUGUGCCAUUGCGUGCCAAAAGUGGGGGGAGCGCAGGAAGUCACGCGUGCAUGUGUGGCGCAUUGAAUUAUGGGUGUGGGCACACGCGCAACCCCCCCCGCGCUUCCCCCCUACUACAACAUUUGUGACAGAUGGCAGUCCAAUCUCUUCUUGAACCUGAGAUCCAAACUUUAGCAAGCCCAGCACAGCAAUCCUGAGCCCUUGGAAAAUGUGCAGUUUCUGCAGUAUGUCUUGGGCGAUGAAGAAGAAAAAGCUGAAUUAGAUUUAGUGCCUCCAUCCCCGUUCAGAAUUUUCCUGUCCGGUUCUGACAACCACAAAUACAUCCCAGCUGUGGUGAAUCUGAUGGCCAUGAAGAAACCUGGGUGCCUUAACUGCUUGCCAGAUGCCACUGGGCACAAGGGCUACAUUUCCAAGCUUUGCCAAGUCUUUUAACUUUUUUUCUGAUAAGAGCCAAGGGAUCUGUGGGACUCCUUUUUCAAACUGGACAGAUGUGAAGUCUAUUUUUGUGGGAAAAUGAUUGCAAAAAACAAUCGUUCUUUGGAAGAACAUCAUUCCAAUGUUCUUUGGGAAUAUUUUUCACAAUACUUUUGUAUUAAGCAUCAUUCCAGAUUUCAAAGCUUAUUUUUUUUGAUAGCUGUUCCAGAAGAAGACUGUUGAGCGCAGCCUUUCCUUCACAUCAGAUGGAAACUGAGAGUACCCUCUCUCUACUGCUCAGAACCAGGAACUAUUAUUUGUUAUUGGAAACAUGGGAAGCCCUCAUUUAGCAACUGGACUUCUCAACUUAGUCGUUAAGUGAAACAGUCGCUAAGUGAAAUAACUCUGCUGAUCUUCAGCUUUCCUUUAGAGGCCCAAGAAAAUUAUAAAUGUGAGGACUGGUUGUAGAGUUACUUUUUCAUCAUCAUCAUAAUUACAAAUGGUCGCUAAACAAGGCUGUCGCUAAAGCAAGGACUAUUUUGUACAGGCUGGUAGCCGACACAGAUUAAAUCGUUCUUUGAUCGUGAAAAAUAAAUGGCUUCAAGAUA